This is a messenger RNA of Diaporthe amygdali, 477 nucleotides long. RefSeq lists its product as uncharacterized. The record is from RefSeq and is a predicted model, not a curated record. The transcript has 4 exons. The coding region runs from base 1 to 477 and encodes 158 amino acids. NCBI's taxonomy places the organism in Eukaryota, Fungi, Ascomycota, Sordariomycetes, Diaporthales, Diaporthaceae.
AUGGAAGCCGAAAAGAUCGACCAAUUCUCAAAGUUCCUGACGGAAUCGCAAGCCGAAUCCCUAAGAAGGAUCAACGAAAAUUGGACAUUUGUGGCGGUCACCGAGCAGAUAAUGCUUGCCAUCUGCCCUAAAUAUAAAAGCUACAAUAGGAAGAAGCAGCCGCAGGAGAAGCGGAGUGAGUGGUUGCAAGCUAAGAAUACCAAAGGCGGUGUGCGCCAGGGUCUGUCUCUUGACCGGAACGGAACAUCUGGCAUGACCAUUCAAUUGACGAUGAGUUCCAGUCUCUCAGUUCUGACGGGUUCUGAGACCGACUCCCGCGCCAUUAUUGGGGCCAAGGCAAGGCCCCCCAUUCUUUCGACCUGGAUGUUGCCAACUUUGGAGCAGAGUGCGCCACCACGGCGGGCCCUGAGAUUAGAAACAGGCCAUAAUACAAAGACCGAAGCUCAGUCCAACAGCUUCUUCAAGGACUUGUUCUAG